Molecule: messenger RNA, 576 nt
Organism: Meira miltonrushii
Lineage: Eukaryota; Fungi; Basidiomycota; Exobasidiomycetes; Exobasidiales; Brachybasidiaceae
Exons: 3
Coding region: 70-576 (168 amino acids)
Source: RefSeq, a predicted model, not a curated record
UGAGAAACAUCUACCUCUUUUCAUCACCGUCACCAUAGAGUCGAAGAGGUGCACUGCAACAGUGAUACGAUGACGAGCGUUGUAGGGCGGAUACGCUCAUCCUUGCCCUCAUUAUCGGUAGAGCUGGAGAAUAAGGGUUCCGUCGCUCGUGAUCAUUUGGCCGGAGAGAGGACUUUUUUGGCAUGGUUGCGUACAUCGUUGGCAUUGGUCAGCUUAGGCGUUGCGAUUGCGCAAUUGUUCAAAUUACCUGAAUUGUAUAUUUUCGGCUAUCCUGAUCAAUCUCAGCAAUCAGCCACGUACCUCGUCCAAGACGAAGGAGAAGAUAUCUUCGAUCCGCUAGCUAUGAACAGGUUGGACAGUUUACGUUCAUUGGGAAAACCUCUCGGUGGAACGUGUAUUGCUCUUGGAGCACUAUGUUUGAUCAUGGGUGCUUAUCGAUAUUUCAAAGUUCAGAAUACACUUAUGAAAGGUUCUUUUCCUCCUUCAAAAAUCGAAAUUUCAAUCAUGGCUUUAUUUACUGGUGCUUUGAUCGUUGCUGCGUUUGGUAUCAUUGUAGGCGCUCAACUGAAUCGGUAG